CCAAACCUCAAACUCACUCAUUCAAUUGCGGGCAUAACUUAAUGUCAUCAAUCAUGUUCGCUCCAACACGACACACUCGUAUACUACAGCACCCAGUACGCUCUGCUGUCAUGUCUUGUAAAGCAACCUCACAAUCACACAUUCAAACCUCACGCUUCUCAUCCUCACCUUCCUCCUCCCAAUCAUCCUCUCCUCCCUCGCCCCCCUCCACCCCCCAAACAAUCUUCUCCGGCAUCCAACCCACCGGCAUCCCCCACCUAGGCAACUACCUCGGCGCGCUACGGACCUGGGUCUCCCUCCAAGACACCUCCGCUGCAAGCACCAACCUCUUUUUCUCCGUCGUCGACCUCCAUGCUAUUACGUUGUUUCAGAGACCAGAGGAUCUGAGGAGGUGGAGGCGCGAGGCGCUGGCGAGUCUGUUGGCGUGUGGGGUUAGGGAGGAGAGGUGUACGGUCUUUUGGCAGGGGCAGGUAGCAGCUCACUCCGAGCUAAUGUGGAUUCUCAGCUGUACAGCUAGCAUGGGAUACCUCUCACGGAUGACACAGUGGAAGAGCAAGUUAUCGCUAUCGGAUAACACGUCACCGUUGGAUGAGAGUAGCAAGUCGAAACUUAAGUUGGGCUUGUUCUCGUAUCCUGUGUUGCAGGCCGCGGAUAUUUUGGUGCAUAGAGCAACACACGUACCAGUUGGGGAAGACCAGAGCCAACAUUUAGAAUUCGCUCGCGAAUGCGUCACGAAUUUCAACCAUACAUACGGCUGUUCUCAUCUAGUCACUCCACAAACUAUUCUCUCCCCAACAAAACGCAUAAUGUCCCUCACCUCCCCCACCACCAAAAUGUCCAAAUCCGCCCCCUCCCCCCUCUCCCGCAUCCUCAUAACCGACACCCCCACCACUAUCUCCCAAAAGAUCUCCUCCGCUUUAACCGACUCCCAAAACCUCGUAACCUGGGACCCCGUCUCCCGCCCCGGCGUCUCCAACCUCCUCACGCUCCUCUCGUCUUUUGACGAGCAUGGACGAAGUCCGCAGGAACUUGGAGAGAAGUUUGAGAAAGAGGGGAUGGGUUUGGGUGUGUUCAAGAAGAUGGUGGGAGAGGCGGUGGGUGAGGGGUUGAGUGGGGUGAGGGGGAGGUUUGAGGAGGUCAUGAGGGAGGAGGGAUAUGUGGAGGAGGUUGCGAUGAGGGGGGCGAAGAGGGCGAGGGAGAGUGCGGAGGAGACUAUGGUGCUUGUUAGGGAGGCGGUAGGGCUGUAAGGGUGUAAGUUAGCGAGAGAUUGGACGGCAAUGACAAGGGAAAGGGGUGAGUGUAUAUUAUAUGUAUCUGAUGUGUAUAAAUAGUGUAUUAUAUUAGAUAGUCUAUAUGGCCUAGUGGGCGGUUGGAAUAUCCAGUCCCUGCUCCUGCCAGUAGCUCUUUUUAUAUGCAUCUCACUCCAAAGCAUUAGUGGAGUCUUCGACUGUAUCUCGC
This is a messenger RNA of Cadophora gregata, 1458 nucleotides long. RefSeq names its product Tryptophan--tRNA ligase, mitochondrial (gene MSW1). Lineage: Eukaryota; Fungi; Ascomycota; Leotiomycetes; Helotiales; Ploettnerulaceae. Gene Ontology annotation, cellular component: mitochondrion; mitochondrial matrix. Gene Ontology annotation, biological process: mitochondrial tryptophanyl-tRNA aminoacylation. The record is from RefSeq and is a predicted model, not a curated record. The coding region runs from base 42 to 1247 and encodes 401 amino acids. The transcript is spliced from 5 exons. Gene Ontology annotation, molecular function: tryptophan-tRNA ligase activity; ATP binding.